This is a messenger RNA of Trypanosoma cruzi, 1296 nucleotides long. Its product is annotated as mucin-associated surface protein (MASP), putative. The record is from RefSeq and is a predicted model, not a curated record. The coding region runs from base 1 to 1296 and encodes 431 amino acids. The transcript has a single exon. Lineage: Eukaryota; Euglenozoa; Kinetoplastea; Trypanosomatida; Trypanosomatidae.
AUGACGAUGAUGACUGGCCGUGUGCUGCUGGUGUGUGUCCUCUGCGUGCUGUGGUGCGGGUAUCCUUUGGUGUCGGCAGUUACCGGGGAGGAUCGUGAGCAUUCCGGCCAAGGUGUUGUUGGGAGUGUUGGUCAACCUUCUUCUCCAGUUGGGGGUCAUGGUGAUAAUGGAGAUGUCACUGAUGGAAGCUCUGUGAGCAGUGGAAGUCACUUGCCGGGUUCUGCUCCUACGGGUGGCAAACCUUCACUUCCCGGUGUUGGUGAGGGUGUGGGUUUAAAUGAAUCCAAGGAUGCCUUAACUCUUGCAAAAGAGGGGCGUGAAGUCGUACGGGAUCAGCAUGAAUUAGUGCCUCAAGUUUCGCACCACACUGAUGCGGGAACAGGAGGGAAAAGCGAUCUCAGUGCGCCAGAACAGUCGCCCAACGCAAAAACAAAAUUAGAAAAUGGUGGUGGUGUUUGUGGUGAUGAUGCUGCGACUGCGGAGGGUGAAGUAAUAACCACCGUGAAUGAAGAACAAUUGGGCGUAUCUUCCACGAGCGACAGCCAUCCACCAGCAGCAGACCGAGGGGCGAAGGAGCAGGAAGGCACAGUGGAACAAGCAGCAUCAACAGCGGCACUGACGCCAGUGGUGGGGCGAGAGACAACACCUAAAGGGGACACCGAAGAGGACUCACCGGAGGAUAAAGCCGCAACUGGCGCAGGUAUCACACAAGAUAUACCAGCUGUCAGUCAACAACAAACACAUUCUUCAUCCACCUCUACAACUGGAAAUGGUCCGAAUUCUACUCUAGGAAAAGGGCGCGCUGCGGAGGACAUUUCCAACAAUAACGAACGAUCCGGCAAAGCACUACUGCAAGAAGGAGCGGAGCAUGAAACUGUUGCUGGCAGCCAAUCGCAAGCAAUACCAGCAGCCACCGCCCGUAACACACUUGGCACAACCGUUUCUGGCGGCAGCGACAACAGCACCACGAUAACUACAGCCGUGCGGUCUGACACUGGCACAGAAGGCACUCCAACCAGCAAUCAUCCGAACCGACAAUCCAUUGAAGGCGCCACAUCACCCGGCAUGAAUUCCGAUGGUGAAGCUGUAUUAGCCAAAAAAUAUGAUACGGUACCUCAGAGUGCAGGAUCCACAGCAGCGCCAACCACAAACAACAAAACACGUGACACAGCUUCUCAUGGCGACAGUGGCAGCAGCACCGCAGUCUCCCACACCACCUCCCCUCUUUCGCUUCUUCUUCUUGUUGUUGUUGCGUGUGCGGCUGCUGCUGCGGUGAUGGUGGCCGGGCCUGCAUGA